Messenger RNA from Sapajus apella (tufted capuchin), 2155 nucleotides. RefSeq names its product RNA polymerase III subunit F (gene POLR3F). Gene Ontology annotation, cellular component: RNA polymerase III complex. Bases 111 to 1082 code for a protein of 323 amino acids. The record is from RefSeq and is a predicted model, not a curated record. Gene Ontology annotation, biological process: transcription by RNA polymerase III. The transcript is spliced from 10 exons. Lineage: Eukaryota; Metazoa; Chordata; Mammalia; Primates; Cebidae.
GCCCCUCGCCCUCGGCCGAGCGCUUUCCUCUGCUGGUUCCCCGGGUUCCCCUGCUUGCUAGCGGGCUGCUCAGUGCGUCUUUCCCCGCAGGCGUCAGGUACUGCGCCUUCAUGGCAGAGGUGAAGGUGAAGGUGCAGCCGCCCGACGCGGAUCCGGUUGAAAUAGAAAACAGGAUUAUAGAAUUAUGUCACCAGUUCCCUCAUGGAAUCACAGACCAAGUAAUUCAGAAUGAAAUGCCUCAUAUAGAAGCCCAGCAGCGGGCAGUGGCCAUCAAUAGGUUGUUGUCUAUGGGUCAGUUGGAUCUCUUAAGGAGCAAUACAGGCCUUUUAUAUAGAAUAAAGGACUCUCAGAAUGCUGGCUCUAUCUCAUUCUUUUUAAGUAAAAUGAAGGGAUCAGAUAACCAAGAAAAACUAGUAUAUCAAAUCAUAGAGGAUGCAGGAAAUAAAGGAAUAUGGAGCAGAGAUAUCCGUUAUAAAAGUAACUUGCCAUUAACAGAAAUCAACAAAAUUCUGAAGAAUUUGGAAAGUAAAAAGCUUAUAAAAGCUGUGAAGUCUGUAGCUGCCUCAAAAAAGAAGGUGUAUAUGCUGUAUAACCUGCAGCCAGACCGGUCUGUGACUGGUGGAGCCUGGUACAGUGACCAGGAUUUUGAAUCUGAAUUUGUAGAGGUGCUUAACCAACAGUGUUUUAAAUUUCUACAAUCCAAGGCGGAAGCAGCACGAGAAAGCAAACAGAACCCAAUGAUACAAAGAAAUAGUUCAUUUGCCUCAUCACAUGAAGUGUGGAAAUAUAUCUGUGAACUGGGAAUUAGUAAGGUAGAGUUAUCCAUGGAGGACAUUGAAACCAUCCUGAAUACACUAAUUUAUGAUGGGAAAGUGGAGAUGACAAUCAUUGCUGCAAAAGAAGGCACAGUUGGCAGUGUAGACGGACACAUGAAACUGUACAGGGCAGUCAAUCCAAUCAUCCCGCCCACGGGUUUGGUCCGGGCACCCUGUGGUCUCUGCCCGGUUUUUGAUGACUGCCAUGAAGGUGGUGAAAUUUCACCAUCUAACUGUAUUUACAUGACAGAGUGGCUCGAAUUUUAAUAGCUACGAACUUUACUGACCUUUUGCAAAUGAAGUUACUUUGAGAGCAGAUAAUUUAAUUCAUGAUGGAACAUCAAAUCUCCUUGAAAGCAAACUUCACAAUAAUGGAUAUAGACUUGCAGCUAUGAAAACAUAUUUUUUUAUUUAUGAAGACUGAAUUUAUAUUGGUAAAGUAGCCAGUAGAAUAUGAAAGAAAUAAGGUUAGUAGUGAAAUUCAUUCUUCAAAAAAUAAAACACUUUGAAACUCUGGAGGACCACAUCUUUCAAGACUUCUGAUGGGUCAAGGAAAAAGAUGCCAACAUACCCAUAUUUACCAAGUACUAUGAUAAUGGCUAGAGUGUAAAAAUAUCCUUUUAAAAGUUAUUUAUUAAGUUCUUCAUUGGAACUUUUUUUAAUAUCUGGUUCACUAUCACCACUUCUGUUUUCUACUUUCUCAGUGGUUUCAUUGAAAAGAAAUUAAAAGUGGUUAAAGGCAGGAAUAGCAAAGGAGUGUAUGCAGACUUGGGGUAUGACUUGACUAGGGGAGAGUGGAACAUGCCUUUUCCACACAUUAUUAAUUCCUUUUAUUUCAGAAAUAUUCUUUUAGAUUAUGCUACCAUAUUUACUUCAAACCCGAUGACUACUGUCAAGGAUAUAUUUUCAGUACAUAAAUAUCAUUUUCAUCCUAAAGAAUAUUUUCACUCUUCCUUCUUUCUUAAAGUCUUAUGUUUCACUCUGUAAUUCAGAUGUAUUCUUUGCUAGAAUUUUCCCUAGAUUCUUAUUUGUCUGCAACAGACGAAUAUUUGUGUGCCCCCAAAAUUCUAAUGUUGAUAUCUCAUUUCCAAUGUGAUUGUAUUUGGAGGUAGGGCUUUGGGAAGUAAUAGGUCAGGAGAGUAAGAGCCCUCAUGAGUGGGAUUAGCACAUGUAUAGAGACCCAGAGAGCUCCAUCACCCCUUCUGCAACAUGAGAGAGAGAAGACAGCCAUCUGCGAACCAGGAAGUGGGUCCUCACCAGAAAACAAAUCUGUAAGCCCCUUGAUCUUGGACUUCCCAGCCUCCAAAAUUGUGAGAAAUAAAUUUCUAUUGUUGAUAAAC